Scedosporium apiospermum is the source of this 1083-nucleotide messenger RNA. Its product is annotated as Chitin deacetylase. Lineage: Eukaryota; Fungi; Ascomycota; Sordariomycetes; Microascales; Microascaceae. The transcript is spliced from 2 exons. Bases 1 to 1083 code for a protein of 360 amino acids. Gene Ontology annotation, biological process: carbohydrate metabolic process. The record is from RefSeq and is a predicted model, not a curated record. Gene Ontology annotation, molecular function: hydrolase activity, acting on carbon-nitrogen (but not peptide) bonds.
AUGAUAUCCCUUCGUGGUCUCAGUCUGGCCUUGGCUCUAGCCGGGGCCGCCAUCGCCGACAUCUCGGAUGUUCCAAGGCCGAGGAUUGGAAACGCGCCCUAUGGUGUCGACAUCACAGCCUGUUCGGUCCCUGGAACUCUGGCCCUCACUUUCGAUGACGGCCCCGCCGAAUAUACUGGCGAGCUCCUCAACAUUCUCGCCGAAAACGAUGUAGCGGCCACCUUCUUCGUUACGGGUCUCAACGGUGAUGCGGGACCUAUUGACGACCCGUCGACUGGCCGCCCAGCUCUCCUCAAACGUAUGCUUGCCGAGGGACAUCAGAUCGGAAGUCACUCGUGGAGCCAUCAGGACGCGGAUCUUAUCGGCCCCGAGGAGAAGCGUCAGGAAGUUAUUCUUAAUGAGGUUGCUUUCACCAAGCUGUUCGGAUUCUUCCCCACCUACUACCGCCCUCCGUAUACCCACUGUAAUGGAGAGUGCUUCGCCGUGCUUGAGCAAUUCGGCUAUCACAUUACCAACUACAAUCUCGAUACCAAGGACUGGGAGGUCAGCGUGUCGCAAGCCAAAGACAACUUCGCGGGCUUGCUCGGCGGAUUCAGCCCCCAGUCGUCCGGCGUCAUCGCCCUCGCUCACGACAUUCACGCGAACACCGUUCGCGAACUCACCCAGUUCAUGAUCGACAAGGCCCGCGCUGCUGGCUACAACUUGGUCACUGUUGGUGAAUGUCUCGGCGAUCCCGAAGUCAACUGGUAUCGCGAUUCCAAGACUGGAGGGCCUGUGGAUGAAUCAAGGCUUCGAAAUGCCGGCGCCAAGCCGACCCCCUCAUCGUCGAGUUCCGCUCCUGCUUCGACCACUACGUCUUCUGCUCAAGCCUCGUCCACUUCUGCUGAAGCCACGAGCUCUCUGGAGGAAAGCACAGCUCCCACUUCGUCCUUUGCCGCCCUCCCAACUGAGACUGCCGAUGGAGAGCUGCCAGGACCUCCCGAGAAUAAGGGAGUUGAGACAGUUGGCGAGCAGUCGGCGGCCGCACGCGGUGUAUACCCUUCCCUAGCUUUCCUCCUCGGCAUGGCCUUGUGGUGGAUGUAA